AGUAAUCAUGGCGUGAUCAAUUCAAAACGUAUAUAUAUAUACUACAUUUAACACAACAUCGAAGUAUUCUGUGAAGAAAAAUAGAUAUUUCAACACAUAUUUCUCACUUAAUUUCAAAGAGUAUGGAGGAAAUAAUAACGAAGAGACGUAACAAAUUAAAUUUAACUAACAUCGAAGGAUUUUGGUUAACCGGAAGAUAUCCUCUGAAACAUUUUCAUCAAGCCGUAUCUUUUCAACCGCGAAUGGGAGAUGUAUUCGUCGCUGGUUAUCCAAAAUCAGGAACCACGUGGACUCAAUACAUAGUAUGGGACAUCUUACACUACGGAGCACCUUUACCUUCAGUCAACGAAAUUUGGACCAAAGAAUUUACUCAUUUAGAAAUGAUAGGAACUGAUAAUUUAAUCGAUUUACCAUCCCCUCGAUUACUUAAAGUCAAUAUGCCUUUUCAUUAUACACCCUAUCAUCCGGAUGCAAAGUACAUUUACGUCUAUAGGAAUCCUUGGGAUAAUUGUGUAUCGGGUUUCAACCAUUACAGACAAGUAGAGAAGAAGAAUUACAGCGAUGCAACUUUUGAAGAAUUCUUUCAGAGUUUCAUGCAAGGUGAAGUAUCGCAAGGUGAUUACUUCGAUCACAUUCUUUCUUGGUACGAUCAAAAAGAUAAACCAAAUAUAUAUUUUCUGUCAUACGAGAGAAUGAAGAUGGAUCCCGGUAAAGCAAUAUUAAACAUUGCAAGGUUUCUUGGUGAAGAAUAUUACGAAAAUUUAAUUAACGAUAAUCAAUUAUUCGAGAACAUCUUCAGAAAUGUACAAUUCGAUCAAAUGAAGAAGAAUUGCCCAUUAUACUUUAUAACUUCUCUUAAUGAUGGAAUGAAGAAGAGUAAUGAAAAGCUUAAUUUCUUUAGUAAAGGUGUAGUGGGUCAAUGGAAAGAAUAUUUUACAGAAGAUCAAAAGAUAAAAAUGCAAUUAAAAUGUCAAAGAAAAUUUAGAGGAACCGAAUUAUUAUCAUCUUGGAACGGUUUCGAUAUCCCUUCUUUAGAAUCGAAUCUUUCUUCUAAUGUAAAAUUCUAAAUAAUUAACGUAAUAAAUGUCUUCUUAAUUCUGUUAAUAAUUAGAUUUAAUCUGAUGUAAAAAAUAAAAAAUAAAUCUAAAUUUCCGCUUUUAAAUAAUUUAAAUAUUACUGAAUAUUUCGAAACAAUUUGUUAUGAAGAUGAAAUGUCAAUAUUGCAAUAAUCAAAAGUAAAAAGCUUAUAUAUUGAUUUAAAUACGAGAUAUUAUCACAAUUUAUUUUUUAUUUUCAAAUUAAUUUCAACAUGCAAUUGACGAUCUGAUAGAUAAUAAAUACGCAUAUAUAUAUUAAGCAAUAUACAUAUCUUUUUUUUUUAUAAUAAACAAAUGAGUAAUCUCUAAAGUUUUGCGUAAAUUCCAUUUUAUAUUUUUGUUAUUAAUAUUUUAAAAUAAACUUAUCUCUAAUCUAUUCGUAAUUCAAAUAUAUAUUGACGUAAGUAUGAAAAUAUUAUACCAAGGCCUUUGCGAAGGUCAGAAAGAAAUUUGAGGAAUCAAGGGCCUCCUUGUUGUCAUUGGAAUUGAAAUAUGUAAGAGGCCCUUCAACUUCUUCACUUAACUAUGCGAGGUUCUGAGCUUUAACUUCUUUUAGUAGGGCCUCUUUUAGUAGUUACAUAAACAUUA
Molecule: messenger RNA, 1685 nt
Organism: Centruroides sculpturatus (bark scorpion)
Lineage: Eukaryota; Metazoa; Arthropoda; Arachnida; Scorpiones; Buthidae
Product: sulfotransferase 1C4-like
Exons: 2
Coding region: 123-1067 (314 amino acids)
Biological process (GO): sulfation
Cellular component (GO): cytoplasm
Molecular function (GO): sulfotransferase activity
Source: RefSeq, a predicted model, not a curated record